Messenger RNA from Gadus chalcogrammus (walleye pollock), 1692 nucleotides. RefSeq lists its product as uncharacterized. The record is from RefSeq and is a predicted model, not a curated record. NCBI's taxonomy places the organism in Eukaryota, Metazoa, Chordata, Actinopteri, Gadiformes, Gadidae. Gene Ontology annotation, molecular function: protein dimerization activity. The transcript is spliced from 4 exons. The coding region runs from base 265 to 1692 and encodes 475 amino acids.
UUCAAGCCAGGAGUGGAUUUUUCUUACCCAAAAGACAAGUCCAGAGGGUUCCAUCCAGGAUUGCUACAGAGACGGCUGUCAAAUGGUGAAACGAUUCCCAGGAGCUGGCUUUCUUACUCAGUCAAAAACAACGCUGCAUUUUGUUAUUGCUUUAAACUGUUUUCCACACAAAAGCACAAAAUCAUAGGAGAAGGUGUGAAUGACCGGUCCAAUAUCAACGCAAUUCUGACGCAGCAUGAGGGUAGUUCCGAACACAAAAGCAACAUGAUUAAGUGGAGAGAAUUUGAUCUGCGCUUAAGUCGUGGAAAAACUCUUGACCACAUAGAAAUGACAGCUUUGGAGGCUGAAAGAAAGAGAUGGCGAGAUGUCCUUACACGCCUCAUAAGCAUCACACAGUCUCUGGCUGAAAGAAACCUCGCAUUCAGAGGUUCAUCAGAUAAGCUCUUCCAACUAGAUAAUGGAAAUUUUCUAAAAGAGGUUGAAUUAUUAGCUAAAUUUGACCCUGUUUUGGAAAAUCAUGUCAGCAGAAUUAAAGAUGGGGAUACACAUGCUCAUUACCUUAGUAAGGACAUACAGAAUGAGCUGAUACAGCUUGUGAGUGACAGGAUUCUCAAAACUAUUGUGACUCAAGUGAGAGACUCCAAAUACUUCUCCAUUAUCUUAGACUGUACACCUGACAUUAGUCACCAGGAGCAGAUGUCCAUUAUCCUCAGAAGCGUGGCUUUAAAGGGACAGCCAGAGAUAAAGGAGCACUUCCUCGGCUUUGUUAAUGUUGAGGCUACAACUGGCUUAAAUCUGUCUACAGUCAUCUUGGAUAAGCUGACUGAUCUGAAAAUUCCAUUUGACGAUUGCAGAGGGCAAGCCUACGACAAUGGGGCCAAUAUGAAAGGUAGACACCAAGGAGUACAAGCCAGACUGUUGCAAAAGAAUCCGAGAGCUGUGUUUGUCCCAUGUGAUGCCCAGACAACAGCCAGAAGCAUUUGUGAGGAAAUGAAUGUAGAAGCUGUUUUGAAGGACAAGAGGCUGAGAACCAGCAAGAGGCAUUUCAGCUACGAAGCACCUGAUGAGCCAGUGGCUGAUGCACUGCAGAAUCUUGAAGUCAACUUCUUCAACAUUGUGGUUGACUCUACAAUAGCAUCCAUUGAUGAACGAUUCGAAACUCUGAACCAGGUGAAGACUAAAUAUGGAGUAGUGCUGAACUUCAGCACUGCAUGUCAGAUGUCCAGUGACUCCUUGAAGGGCCAGUGUAUGCAACUCGAGAAAACUCUCACCUUCAACCAAGACUGUGACAUCAGUGGAGUGAAUCUGGCAAACGAAAUCAAGACUUUACCUGACCUACCAUCAGUUGCCUCAGCUGAGAGGAGCUUCAGCAAGUUGAAGUUGAUAAAAAGCUAUCUGAGAUCUUCCAUGUCCCAGGAACGACUGAGUGGUUUGGCCAUCAUGAGCAUCAACCAUGAUAGACGCGGAUCGGAAGAGACCCGGAUCCAGGGAGGAGACGCGGAUCCAGAGACGCGGAUCAGGGGAGGAGACGAGGAUCAGGGGAAGAGACGCGGAUCCAGGGGAGACACGGGGCUGCAGGUUCGCCCCGCGGGACAGCGAGUCACGUGCGGUCGCUCCCCCCACGAGUGGCGGUCAGAUCAGGGCGAGCGCCUGAUGGACGAGCUGCUACGGGACAAGAGAACGGGAGGAUGA